UGCAAAUGUGUGCUAGAAAGAGAGAUCACUCCUUGACCUGUUACCGCUACCCUCCAGUAAAUCGAUCCGCCCAUCCCGAGUCUAGAUUGGGCUGGGUAGGGGCAGCGAUUCCGGGUGGGGGCUUGCCGCAUGCCUUGUCUAUUCGCCCGCCAGACAUGAUUCUUUCCUAGUCGUGGUGUCCCGCUGCAUGUGUUUGCAGGAGCGAAGGCGUUGGUUCAGUUCAGUCGAGUCGAGUCGAGCAGCAGGCAGGACUGGUUGUUGAUUGAUCUAGCAGCUUGGGAGUAGUUUGUAGCGAGCGAACCUUUGCACGGAGUUCUUAAAUGGGAGCUGUGAAUGACUGUGAUGAUCGAUAAUCCGCCUCGUACGGUGUCCGAGUUCUCAAUCAUCUGAGAAUCUCUUGAUCAGAGAUUGAGCUUAUGAGCAUGUUGGAUAGUAUCGAUUCGUAGAUUCUUAUUAGUGCAAUCAAUUCUGGCGACUUCGUCAAUUAGGCUCCAGAGCGCGCUAACUCAGUGCAGGGAAAAGAAAAAAAACAAUGGCUGUUGUGGCUUGCACUUGAGGGUGAGUUGUGGGGAAGAAAGGGAAGGGGGAGGGAGUAGCCGUCGUUUUGAUGCACUACUUGUGGGGGUUAUGGGCUAAGCCAGUCCAUCCUCACUGGAAACGAACAGGGAAGAAGAUUUAUACGAGAUUUAAGCUUCUGGUGCUUGGAGUGCUGGAAUAGGGGAUCCCAAUGAUGCUCUGAGUAUUGCAUGCAAUGGGGAGAAUCAGGGUUGAGAGUGGACGUCGCGAAGUGGUUGUGACAGAGAUGCUGCGGAGCUCAGUGUGCGGAUGGAAGGACUUGAUAUUGAUGCCAGUGAAGAAAUUUGUGACUACAGAAGCAUUGCGCACAUGGGUUUGGACGUUGUUGUUUGCGGCCUCGAUGGCUAUGGCACAUGUGAACGGAGAGGCGACAUUGAACAGCCGUGAUACUGGCAUGGACUCCAACUACUCACCGGUGUGGCCGCAACCGCACAAGCUGGAAGCGGAGGGUUUUCUUGCGAGUCAGUGGCGUGGUAUGGGGGCGGAGGUCGUGGGGAGUUUGUUCUCUUUGCUUUGCAUCUUCAUCGUGGGUGUUACGACAGGCUUGUGUUGGAAGGCAAACCAGAGAGGGGUGCCGGAUGGUAGCAUGGGGAGGGAGAUUGUGGUUGUGGACCCUCCGAAGCCACUUACCCCCGCGCUCAUGUCAUGUACCAGCAACAGCCCGCGGUUGCUUCGAACUUCGACCGUAGGCGUCGUGAGGAAGUAUACCGUGACUGACAUCGAGGUCAUGACAAAUAAUUUUCGGCAGGAGCUUGGGAAAGGUGGCCAAGGGGUAGUCUACUUUGCGAGGUCGCUCCCGGACGAGCCAAUCGAGCGGCCGCUGGCAGUGAAGCGGCUGCAAAAGGGCACCAAUGUGUUGCUUCAGAACUUGGACAAUCCCACCCAGGAGGAAAUAGAGAAGGAGUUCUGGGCGGAGCUGAACGUGAUCUCCCGCCUGCACCAUCGCAACCUUGUGGCGCUCCUUGGUUUCUGUAUCGAGGGAGAUGAUUUGUUUCUGGUAUAUGAGUAUAUGGCGAAUGGCUCCCUCGAUCAGCACCUGCACAAAAGCCCUGACCGUGAAGAUGGGUCAACUGCGUUUAAUUGGAGAGCUCGCAUGCGCUGCGCGGCUGAGGUAGCGCAAGGACUAGACUACCUUCACAGCCAUGCGAACCCGUCGCUGGUGCACAGAGACAUCAAGUCAGGGAACAUUUUGUUCGAUGACGAGAUGCAAGCGAAGAUUGCAGAUUUCGGGCUGAGUAAGCCGCUCCUGCCUGACCAUCCAGUGACGGUGUCAACGCGUGUGCGGGGCACUCAUGGCUAUGUCGACCCUGUGUAUUUGAUCAAUGGUACGCCGUGCGACAAGAAUGACGUUUACAGCUUCGGGGUCGUGCUUUUGGAGCUCAUUACUGGCCGGCGUGCCAUCCAACAACGAGUCAGCGUGGUCACUUGGUGCAAGGACUUUCUUAACAUUGAGGAGACCGUGAUGAGGCAUUUGCUCCCCCGCAUGGUUGACAGCCGAAUUAGCCCUCUCGACGUCUCCUAUGACCAGCUCUACGAAGUGGUGAAAGUUGCUCAAAUGUGCGUCGACGAGCGGCAAGAGAAUCGCCCUAGCAUGAAAGACGUGGUCGUGUGGUUGCAUAACGCCCAUUGCAAGGAGUACUCCAGCUCUGAAUGCAGCAGCCUCGAUACUUCGUUGGAUUCUACUUUCAGCAAUGGCUCCACUUUCAGCUCCUUCAACGAUCGUCCAAGACUCCAUCAAUCUAUUUUCGCCCGGAAUAGCAGCGGGUUGCCUUCGUAUGAGAUCCGAGAUAAUACGAUCAUUGUAAAGUGCACUGUGGGAAAUAACCAGAGGAUCUCGUUACGGUGUAAAAUCUGGCCGACACAGAAAAACUUCGGGUUGAAUAAGAUCGAGGCAACCCUAAACGGCGCUUUCCUGUGGAAGAAGGGCCUAUGGUUUUACAAUGCGAAGAGCAGCCGCGAAUUCACAAUAGAUGAUGAGAUAAAACUGAUCGCUGAGUGGCACGUUACGCUGAGAACUCCUCCCAUACUCAGUAAACACCCUCUUCCUUCGCACGAUCCUCGGAGAAGCCAAGGUCCAUUUUGUGUAGAAUAUCUUGCACUCAAGGAUGAGAACGGGAGAGUUCUUAUAGAGUAUGAGGGUGACAAGUCGCCCCUUCCAGAAGAUUCGAACUCCAAUUCGGCUUCGAGAAGGAAGAGCUCUUUCAGGGGUGGACACAGGAGAGAGACGUGGGAACCCAAUGCAGAUGGUCUUACUGCAUCAAACCAGACCGGUGCAAUAGUGUGUUGUGCCGCGCCUUGGGCUUAGCAAUAGGACGAGCUCUGUGCCUAGGCACACCAGAACGAGGUCGGGAUCGGGGUCGGGUUCAGCAGGACGCCGAAGCAUGAGCAACCGCAAGCAAAUGGUCGCAAGGCGGAAUUCAACCGGCAUGCCCCAGUUCUUCUGAGACAUUUUCAACUAGUUUCUUCCAAGAUUUUAACCGUAAACUAGUCGGAAAUAUGAUGAAAGUUGCCACCACCUGAGCACGCCCCUGCAAACGGCCUGUCUGCUAUGUCGUCAUGCCUGCUACCGGAGAACCAUGAAGAACCAAAUCUCCGAACCAGUGUUUUUUUUCUUAACACUCUCGAUCGGAAUUUUCCCAGAACAGGCCAACACAUCCCAUUCGGUGCGAACAAUAAACAAGCACAAGCACUAGCUUGAUCACGCAUUGACAUAGCAAGGUUUGCAUGGGCAUGAAAACUGCUACUGAUGCUGGUGCAUAUUCUCAGGAAAUGGAUGUAGAGUUCAUCGCAGCCACCUCACGCUUCAUUGAUAGUUUCUCAGAGAUAGUAAGUGUACAGUCGGUUCGUGUCCUAGUAUCAUCGAAGUUGUACAUAUGAGAAGGCCUCAGCAAGUAGAGGCGAUCUCGAGGCAUCCAUUUUUACACACCCGCAGAUUACUCGAAAGUAAAUGUACUGCGUUGAACUGUUCUCGAAUUUUGCUCCAUUGCUCAACA
Messenger RNA from Physcomitrium patens, 3569 nucleotides. RefSeq lists its product as uncharacterized. NCBI's taxonomy places the organism in Eukaryota, Viridiplantae, Streptophyta, Bryopsida, Funariales, Funariaceae. Gene Ontology annotation, biological process: protein phosphorylation. Gene Ontology annotation, molecular function: ATP binding; protein kinase activity. The record is from RefSeq and is a predicted model, not a curated record.